Messenger RNA from Mangifera indica (mango), 807 nucleotides. Its product is annotated as probable phospholipid hydroperoxide glutathione peroxidase. Gene Ontology annotation, biological process: response to oxidative stress. NCBI's taxonomy places the organism in Eukaryota, Viridiplantae, Streptophyta, Magnoliopsida, Sapindales, Anacardiaceae. Bases 114 to 620 code for a protein of 168 amino acids. Gene Ontology annotation, molecular function: glutathione peroxidase activity. The record is from RefSeq and is a predicted model, not a curated record. The transcript is spliced from 6 exons.
UACAUCUAAAAUUUUAAUAUCCGAAUUAAACAUCAUAACACCCUUGUUCACCAGUAUAUCUUGUUGAGAGAGGGGAUUUCAAGGCCUCUUCUAGGUAGUUUGAGAUAGAUAAAAUGGCUAGCCAGGCGAAUAAUGCAUCUUUCUAUGAUUUGACUGUGAAGGAUGCUAAGGGAAAUGAUGUUGACCUCAGCAUUUACAAGGGAAAGGUUCUUCUGAUUGUUAAUGUUGCAUCUCAAUGUGGCUUGACUAAUUCAAACUACACAGAGCUGAAUCAGUUAUACGAGAAAUAUAAAGAUCAAGGUUUGGAGAUUUUGGCCUUUCCCUGCAAUCAGUUUGGAGCUCAGGAGCCAGGGAAUAAUGAAGAGAUCUUAGAGUUUGCUUGCACUCGCUAUAAGGCCGAGUUUCCGAUUUUUGAUAAGAUUGAGGUAAAUGGUGAGAACGCUUCUCCAGUGUAUAAGUUCUUAAAGGCAGGCAGAUGGAUGAUUUUUACAGAUGACAUUCAAUGGAAUUUUGCCAAGUUCCUGGUUGAUAAGAAUGGAAAAGUUGCUGACCGUUAUUACCCCACAACUUCCCCUCUCACCAUUGAGGGUAACAUCAAGAAGCUGCUGGGGAUUUCUUGAUCAAUUUGGAUUCUAGAAAUAAAUAAAACCGGGCUCUUGAAGUUUGGUUGGCAUUAGGCAGUGCUGUUGUCCAUUUAAGACUCUGUGGAUUGUGUUGCAGAUCAUAUAGCUGAUGCUGUCACAAAUCCACUAUUAUUGUGUAAAAUAAUGAACCAAGUUAUCUUUCAAUCUAUUGGGUUUUGAUAUA